This is a messenger RNA of Strongylus vulgaris, 321 nucleotides long. The record is from the annotation of a GenBank genome assembly. NCBI's taxonomy places the organism in Eukaryota, Metazoa, Nematoda, Chromadorea, Rhabditida, Strongylidae.
AUGGAAGGAUUCAAGCGACAGCUUCCAUGGGCUCUCGUGUAUGCAGACGUAGUGGCGUUGAUGGCAGAAAACAGAAAAGAACGUGAAAAAGAGAUACGAGAUGGAAGAAUCAAUAAGAGUGAAAAACGGUUGCGAUGGUACGGGCAUGUGAGCAGAAGAGAUGAGACCUACCUGACAAGAGUGGCUAGUCUUUGGGGAAGGCCAAAGGUGAGUUGGAUGAACGGAAUCAGAGCUGAACUGAAAGAACUUAGCCUAGAUGAACGUUAUGACCUGAAUCGGGAAUACUGGAGACAGAUGUCCCGUAAAGCAGACCCUGCGUAA